AUGUCAUCAUUUACUAUUGAAAAUAUCUAUGGUAUUGGAUCGUUUCGUUUAUGUACGAGUUUUCCAUCAUCAAUAAAAUCAAAUGAAACAUCUGAUUCUUAUACAUACGAAUCUGUAUUAAAUGGUUGUAUUCAAAUAUAUAAUUAUUCAACGAAUGAACGUAUUUUUUUUGAACAUGUCUACGAUGAUAUUAUUGUUGUUAUGCUUUAUAAUGAGUAUAUAAAUGAAAUUUUAACGUGUUCUUAUUCGGGUAAAAUUAUUCUUUGGUCAAAUAAUUAUCAAAAACGUUUUAUUGAACAACAAACACGAAUUGAUCAUGUUCAUUAUGGUUGUUGGACACAAGAUGGGUCAACAAUUUAUCUUUGUUCAAGAUUUGAUGGUACACUCAUUUCACUGACAUAUGAUUCUCAUCAUCAUUCAUUAACUGAAAAUUGGCUUCGACAUUGGGCUACACCAAGAAAUGAUUUAGAAAAAAUUCAUCCAGCUAUAGAAAAUUCUAUAUCUCCAAUAAAUAUAGCUGAAAAAAUUGAAACAUCAAGUACAUAUGUUGCUGGUUCAAUCGGUUAUGAAUUUGUUAUCUGUACAGCUAUACGCCGUCAUUUAUUUGCAAUGCUUCAACGACCACAUGAACAUGUUCAUAUACAUCAACUUAAUUUACAUGAUGGUCAUUUAAUUGAUGAUCUCAAAUUAGAUCAUGCAAGAACAAAUCAAACAUUUCUAUGUGGUACAGUUAAAACAUAUCAUGAUAAAAAUACUGGCAAAGAAUAUUUUGCUAUUGGACUUCAAGCUGGUUUAAUUUUUAUUAUUGAUACAGAUCCAUUACAAAUUCAUUCAAUAAUAAAUGCUACUGGAACUCCACAAGCAAUUAUCUGGUGGAAUUCUUAUUUAUUAACUAUUGGUUAUAUAUCAUCAAUAAUAAAUGUUUACUCAUUAGAUGGUUCAUUCAUUGCUUCGUGUAAUGAUGCACCAGCAACGGCUGUUUGUCAUUUACAAUGGAAUUCCGAUGAACAAGAUCUAUUAUGGAUAGGUGGUUAUAUGGGCUUGACACUUGUACGUCUUGAAUUAUGUCUUAGUCGUCCACCGUCACCAGAUGGAAGAGUUAUGUUUACAAUAUUGAAUACAAGCGUUGAUGAAACAUUAUCAUCGAUAUCUUUAACAACAUUAUUACAUCGAACAUUACAUGAAACAGCUGGUUGUGGUUUAUAUACAGAAAAUAAUGAAAUUUUAUCUGGUGAUUUAUCAGGAAAUAUAUUUCAAUGGACAAUUAAUGAUGCAAAACCAAAACAACAUAUUCAUAUUCCUGAUAGUGUUCGAUGUUUUAUCUCAAAAAAUCUUGUUGGAACAUUAUCUGGUGCACUUUAUAAUAUCGAUAAUCAAGAAAUAAUCGAAGAUUUUAAAACUACAAUUAUAUGUUCAGUAUGGAAUACAAAUAAAACAUCUUGUUUAGUUGGUCUUGGUAAUGGAACAUUAAUAAAUUUACAAACAAAAAAAAUUAUUGGUUUACACGAAAAUAAUGCAGAAAUAUGGAGUGUUUGUUUAAGUCCAAAUGAAGAAUUAUGUGCAACGGCUUCAGAAGAUCAAACAACAUGUAUAUGGAAAGUUGACCAAGAACAAGAACUAAUUGCUAGACUUACAGGACAUACAACAGCAGUUACAGGUGUUCAAUGGAAAUCUGAACGAAUUUAUACAUGUGCUGAUGAUCGAACCGUACGAGUAUAUAAUACUCAAUCAAAUCUAUACAAUUGUUUAUAUGUACUUCAUACACCAAAAUCUUUAUUUGGAUGGUUUACAUUAACAUAUUUACAAGUUGAUGAAGAGCAAAAAUUAAUUAUUUGUACAACACAAAAUGGUUAUUUAGUUAUAUGGCGUGAUGAAGAAAAUAGUUUACCAAUUCUUUGUAAAAAAAUUCAUUUUGGAAGUUUAGAAGGUUUAUCAUAUGAUAAAGAUAUUCAUCGUAUAGUUACGAUUAGUAGUGAUUGUACUGUAACAUCACUUCGUUUACAUAUUGCUUAA
Adineta steineri is the source of this 2013-nucleotide messenger RNA. The record is from the annotation of a GenBank genome assembly. NCBI's taxonomy places the organism in Eukaryota, Metazoa, Rotifera, Eurotatoria, Adinetida, Adinetidae.